Chironomus riparius is the source of this 2200-nucleotide messenger RNA. NCBI's taxonomy places the organism in Eukaryota, Metazoa, Arthropoda, Insecta, Diptera, Chironomidae. The record is from the annotation of a GenBank genome assembly.
AAAAAAUUAUGUUCAAUGGAAUUAGUAAAUAGUUUAUGAAGUAUUAACAUAAUAAAUUAGCCGACUUGUCAUCAUACAAGACUCAAACUUAAUCACAUACUGCUGAGAUAACGAGUGAAAUUUCAAUAUGUGGAUUUUGCAAAUUCUUCUCAUUGCACAUUGCUUUUUGCUUGGAUUUUCAGUCAAACAGAGCGAGCAAAAAAUGAUGGCAGCAAGUCGAUUAGAGAAUGUUACGCAAACAAUUGCAAGAAUACUCGAAGGAUAUGACAUAAGAUUGAGGCCAAAUUUUGGAGGUUCACCAUUGUAUGUUGGAAUGGAUUUGACAGUAGCUAGUUUUGAUUCAAUUUCGGAAGUCAAUAUGGAUUACACAAUAACAAUGUAUUUAAAUCAAUAUUGGCGUGAUGAGAGAUUAGCAUUUAAUGCAUAUUCACUGGAAGGAGAUAACUUUGAUGAUAGUGAAUAUAUGUCAAUAAGUGAUGAGGAUGAGGCAAAAGACACGAUAACAUUGUCGGGUGAUUUUGCUGAAAAAAUUUGGGUGCCAGAUACAUUUUUUGCUAAUGAUAAAAAUAGCUUCCUUCACGAUGUCACUGAAAGAAAUAAAUUGGUUAGAUUAUCAGGUGAUGGAUCUGUUACAUAUGGUAUGAGAUUUACAACAACAUUAGCAUGUAUGAUGGACCUACAUUAUUAUCCACUCGAUUCACAAAAUUGUACGGUAGAAAUUGAGAGCUAUGGUUAUACGGUAUCAGAUGUUGUUAUGUAUUGGCGUAAUACCCCAAUACGUGGUGUUGAGGAUGCUGAAUUACCACAAUUUACAAUUAUGGGUUAUGAAACCAAUGACAGGAAGGAAAAAUUAGCAACGGGUAUAUAUCAACGACUAUCAUUGUCAUUUAAACUACAAAGAAAUAUAGGAUAUUUCAUUUUUCAAACUUAUCUGCCAAGCAUAUUGAUUGUUAUGCUCUCGUGGGUGUCAUUUUGGAUAAACCAUGAGGCAACAUCAGCUCGAGUUGCAUUAGGUAUCACGACCGUUUUAACAAUGACAACAAUUAGUACAGGUGUAAGAAGUUCACUGCCGAGAAUUUCCUAUGUAAAAGCAAUUGAUAUUUAUCUUGUAAUGAGUUUUGUGUUUGUGUUUGCGGCAUUAUUAGAAUAUGCAGCUGUAAAUUACACAUAUUGGGGUAAAAGAGCUAAAAAGAAAAGCAAAAGUAAAAAGGGAGGCGAUAAGAAGCUUACAAGUAGAACAGAUAGUCAUCAACAUAGUCAUCACAGUCAUCAUAGUCAUUCAUCAUCAAAUACACAUGAAGAUAUAAUAGAAUUACAGGAUAUUAGGAUGUCACCUAUAGCAUCACUGAGAAAUCGACACUAUCAAAGUGGUGCGACAGAGAAUCUUGACUUAGCAAAAUUUCCACCAAGUUUUCGAAUAACUCGAACGUAUGGUGGAACAACAACAUCAGCCAUUCGUAGUGGUCUAAGGCAUCGUGCAGCAAAAAAUAGUCACCGUCCUAAAAUGUUGCAUGCUCUAAAACGUGGUGCAUCUGUCCUUCGUGCAUCAAUACCAACAAUUAAGGAUGUCAAUAUUAUUGAUAAAUAUUCUAGAGUAAUUUUUCCUGUAUCAUUUUUAGCAUUUAAUGUCGGGUAUUGGGUAUUCUAUGUUUUCGAGUGAUAAAUGCGAUCAAGGUUUGUGAAACGAGUAAGAAGAAAAAUUUAUACAUUCAAAAGAAGAUUUUACCACAAUUAGUGAUCCGAUAGUCACUAGAAUCAUCGUCCACAAACCUGUAUUUCGGAUUACCUUAAGACUUUAUGUUCUAAAUUGACUCGUUUAACCGUAAAAAAAUAUUUGUAGACGUUCAAAAUUAAAGGAGUAGAAUUAUUGAAUAAUCCAAAUUAAUGGAAUUGUUUCUCCUCUCUUUUUAUAUAAAAACAAAUUAAAAUCAAGAUACCUAACCUAAGUAUUAAUGAAAUAAUCAAGAGAAAGUGCUAUGAAUUUAUGAAUUGAGCACAAAUGCAUGCGAAAAUGAAAAAAUUUUGUAGAAAACAAAUGAAAUUUAGGCUAUUAUCGGAAUAAAAAUUGAAGAAACAAUUCUUUUCUCGUACGAUGAAUUUCAAUGGAUGGAGUUUGGUUUCCUUUUAAUUUUAAUUUGUUUAUUUUGACUUUGAUUGAAGAUAAUUCCUUUAGAAUCCUUGAUACAUGAUAUCAAAUCAA